AUGCAACCAAAUCACACCCAACAGAUUGUUCAAAUACUUAGCUUACAGCAGCAUAUCUCCCAAAAUUUUCAAGAAGGUGAAGUGUUAGCUACGGCAUACUCCUUUAUGGAGGAAUUCUAG
Funneliformis mosseae is the source of this 120-nucleotide messenger RNA. Lineage: Eukaryota; Fungi; Glomeromycota; Glomeromycetes; Glomerales; Glomeraceae. The record is from the annotation of a GenBank genome assembly.